This is a messenger RNA of Sipha flava (yellow sugarcane aphid), 2154 nucleotides long. RefSeq names its product sorting nexin-27 (gene Snx27). The transcript is spliced from 12 exons. NCBI's taxonomy places the organism in Eukaryota, Metazoa, Arthropoda, Insecta, Hemiptera, Aphididae. Gene Ontology annotation, biological process: intracellular protein transport; signal transduction. Bases 613 to 2100 code for a protein of 495 amino acids. Gene Ontology annotation, molecular function: protein binding; phosphatidylinositol-3-phosphate binding. Gene Ontology annotation, cellular component: early endosome. The record is from RefSeq and is a predicted model, not a curated record.
AUUGUUUUGUUUUUUUCAAACGUGUUACCCUUGCUCGUUAUUGCAACAAUAAUCAACGAGUAGCCGGCAGUAUGUCUGCUGUCGUUGAUUUUAAGUCUAUAACAAUAAAUUGACGCGAUAACUCGACCUUGAGUUUAUUAACCGGCUUAUAUUAAGUUACACUUCCUGCUCCGCAAUCAAACACUACGUCGAUCUUCUAGAGAUUACUUGACACUAUUUUUCUUUUCGCUGUUUUCAUUUUUUCAUUUUUAAUAACAUUCCCGCGUCAUUCUAUCAUUGUCGAGAUUCGUCUGUAUUUAUUUUUAUUAGUUUAUUUACUUUCUUACACACAUAAGGAAUAACGUGUAUUGUUGUGGACAUCGUAUCUACGUAUUAGUACGUAAUUGGAGUACGAUGAAAUUGUAAUAUUUUUUUUACGGCCGACUGUUCGGAAACGGCAAUUUUUAUUUGUCGUGUGUUGUAAUAUUUUAUUACUGGAGAACUCGCAAAUAAGGCAUGUUUAAUUUUAUAUCAGAAGUGUGUUAAGUAAUUUACAAGUGCAGGUCAGCAGUGGUAUAGUGAGUCACUAUAUAAUACGGACAUAGUUUACUUGUGAUGGAGUGUUGAUGGACAAUGUCGUCGAAAGUACCGGCGGGUCCUCGAGAAGUCACUAUAACCAAGAGUGUCACUGGCUUCGGAUUUAACGUCCGUGGUCAAGUCAGCGAGGGAGGCCAGUUGAAGAGCAUUAAUGGCCAACUCUACGCUCCUUUACAGCACGUUAGCGCGGUGCUUGAAGGUGGAGCAGCGUACGACGCUGGGAUCCGCAAAGGAGACCGUAUACUCGAAGUAAAUAAUGUGAAUGUUGAAGGAUCUACACAUAAACAAGUCGUCGAUUUAAUAAAAUCGGGCGGUGAUGUAUUGACAUUGACAGUAAUAUCUGUUACACCUCAGGAAGCUGAGAGAUUAGAACCAAGUGAAGAUCAAUCAACAUAUAAUUAUAUAGACUACAGUGAUAAAAGAUCAUUGCCCAUUUCUGUACCAGAUUAUCAUACAGUUGAUAAAGAUGGAGACAAAUAUGUGGUAUUUAAUAUAUAUAUGGCUGGUCGUCAUUUGUGUUCAAAACGUUAUAGUGAAUUCUCCAAUCUACAUGUUAAUCUCAAAAGAGAGUUUAUAGGGUAUAGUUUUCCAAAACUCCCUGGAAAAUGGCCAUUUACUUUAAGUGAACAACAACUUGAUUCAAGAAGAAGAGGUUUGGAAUUAUAUUUAGAAAAAGUUUGUGCUGUUCGUGUCAUCGCUGAAAGUGAAAUUAUGCAAGAUUUCCUGGCUGAUUCUGGUAACAUACAGAAUAUUGACUCAAUAGUGGAUUUAAAAAUAAUAUUACCUGAUCGAGAAAUAGUAAUUAUUAGAACCAAAAAAAAUGCAACAGCUGAAAGUGUUUACAAUAGUAUUGUAGAUAAAAUACAAAUGGGAGAAAAUAUAGUACCUUAUUUUUACCUAUUUGAAAUUGUUGAGUAUAAUUUUGAAAGAAAAAUUCAACCACAUGAAAUAGCUCAUCAACUUUAUGUUCAAAACUAUCGGACGGCUAGUGCUAGCUGUUUAUGUAUAAAACGAUGGCUAUUUAAUCCUACUAUUGAAAUGCAACUUAUAGCAUCAAAUACUUUAGCUGCAACAUUUAUUUUCUGGAGUACUAUUGAUGAAGUAGAUCGUAAUCAUAUCAUUGUAGGGGACCGUUUAUAUGAACUGAAAGCCUUACAAGAUUCUUCCAAAAAACUAGAUUAUUUAAAAAUGGCUAAAGAACUACCUGGUUAUGGUGAAGUAAUUUUUCCACAUUGUCCAUGUGACUCCCGAAAGACUGGUCAUGUGAUGGCAGCAGUUGGAUUUUUAGGUCUUAGACUUAUAGCAUGUACUGAAGAUGGUACACUUGAGAAUCAAAUUGUUGAAUUCACUUGGAAAACUAUUAAAUGCUGGGAGAUUGAUGAGUUGAAUGGAUUAUUUAGUUUUCAAUUUCAACGCGAAGAGAAAAGUCCUAAGUGUGUUAAACUACAUACUCCCUAUUUUACAUUCCUAGCGGACUGUUUUAAUCGAAUACAAGAAGAAUCAUGGAAAAUUAAAAUACCAUAAAACAAUGGGUACAAGUACAUAUUAUGUACAUGUGCAUGCAUGCAAGAUAUUUUU